Molecule: messenger RNA, 2455 nt
Organism: Zea mays
Lineage: Eukaryota; Viridiplantae; Streptophyta; Magnoliopsida; Poales; Poaceae
Product: putative F-box protein
Exons: 3
Coding region: 231-1724 (497 amino acids)
Molecular function (GO): protein binding
Source: RefSeq, a predicted model, not a curated record
GCCACUCCAGCACCAGAACGCAACACAGACACAGAGACUAGAGAGAGAGAGUCCCGAAGCGAGCACAAGAGGCCACCGCACAGCGGCCAGGCGGCGAGCGAGACUCCUCCACACGUCUCUCCCCCUUCCCCUCCCCUUCCGUUUCCUCUGUAGCUGCGCCCGACCGAACCCCCCUACCCCGUGGAAUCCUCCUCCGAUGCGGCGCCGAUAGGGGCUGGCGGAGGAGCGGAAUGGCGGGGCACGGUGAGAAGCGGCGCCGUACGGGAGGGGCCCACGAGAAGCCGGAGGAGGAGGAGGAGGACCGCAUCUCGGAUCUCCCGGACGUCCUGCGCCUGCACAUUCUGAGCCUACUGCCGCUCAAAUCGGCCAUCCGCACCGGCGCGCUCUCCUCGCGGUGGCGCCGCCUCUGGGCGUACCGCUGGCCGGAGCCCUCCUCGGUGACCAUCCGCCUCCCCCCCGGCGCGGCGGGGGCGGCGGCCGCGGCGCGCGCCGAGGCGCUGGCCGGGAUCGACCGCCGCGGGCGGCGCCGCGUCGACGGCUUCUCGCUCGCCUUCCACGGGGGCCAGCUGGCGCACGCGGACCUCAAGCGCUGCGUCGAUUACGCGGCGGCGUGCGAGGCCGAGGACCUGCACCUCCGCGCCGACGGCGGCGCGGGCGCCGCCCGGGGCUCGCGCGGGGCCACGCGCCGCCCGGGCGCGCUCGCCGUGCAGUUCCCCGUCGGGAGCCCGCUGCUCGCGCGCCUGUCGGUGCGGGGGCUCAGCCUCACGGCCGUCAACAACGCCAUGGUCGCCACGCUCGAGGUGAUCCACCUGCACUCCGUCUUCCUCACGGACGCCGCGCUGCGCCGGAUGGUCGCCGCCUGCCCCCGCCUCCGGGAGCUCGACCUCCGUUACUGCCGCCGCCUGCGCCGUGUCGACUUCAGCAGUGUUGGGGUGCCCAACCUCAGUAGCUUCACCGUCGUCGACUGCUCCCGCACCACCGAGCUCCGGGUCCCUGUCGCGCCCCGUCUCCGGUCGUUCCGGUUCAGCGGUACCUUCCUCUCCAGCAACAUUCUCUCUGGAGCUAAGGGUUCUCUUGAGCAUCUCUACCUCUGCUCUGGCGGGCCAGAGACCGGCCUUCCCGCCACCAACUUGCCCUACGCAGUUCCUCGCCUGUCGAACCUCACUGUCCUCACCCUCUGCAGCAUUGCUCUCCAGUAUGUUUCUUCUUUCACAGCCAAGGCCGGCUCGGAGGGCAACCUGCAUGGCUUAAGGGAGCUCCAGUUGCUCACGUUCGGGAUGGCCAACUCCAACCUUGCUGACAUUUAUAGCUUCCUCAAGACCUGCCCGUGUCCUCGCUUGGAGCGUCUCUUUGUGCAGCUCCCGACAAACACCGGUGAUGCAUUCACGGAGAAUUUCUUGGAGGUGGCGGAGGAGGAUCCACCAAAAGGUGGAUUAGAAAACCUUUGCUUAGCCAAGCUGACAAAUUUCAAGGGGCACCGCAAUGAGAUGCAACUAGUAGGAUUUCUGCUUAGAAAGUCUUGUAGUCUGAAGAAACUAUUUCUGAUUGCUCCUAAGGAGGAUCACCCUCAAGGACUCCGCAAGACACUGUCAGAUACGCUGCCUGAUUUUCUAAAAAAAGAAAUAUUGCAUCUGGAAAGAGCUUCAACAGAUACGCAGAUAUUUUUCAGUGAGCCUGAUGCUCAGACGCAGCAAUUGCAUUCGGAGGUCUUUGUCAGGUUUUAGCUUGAAAUGAGGAAAUGCUGUUGUAGUCCAGUUUCUGCUCCUAUAGUUUUAGAUUUCUAGCCUUUAGAGAACAGACAUGGGGAAAAAAGUAUCUGCAAGGCAUACAUAGUUUUGAUAUAUGUUUUCUUUUUGCAAUUUGUGUUACUAAAGAAGUCCUGCAUAGCGGUUGAAAUGAGAGCUGUUCUGAUCUUCCACAUUUUCUUCUUCUCAUCCCUCUCUUCUCCCCCUGUUUGUGUUCGCGAUCUCUUUGGAGUUGGCUUAUUAUAAGUUGCUGUUGUACACAGCCAACCAUCUAUUGGAACACAACAACCUUCAUUUUAUUUGUCGUACAAUUGAAUUGGUAGGUUAACUUUGUGGUUCUAGAUAGAUGGAGCAUGUGCAUAUCUCUUGCUUAAUCUGGGAGUUGCAUUAUAUUUUUCUUUUCAGUUUUUUCCUAAAUAGGUAUAGUUUCUGUUUCUGAGCUAAGUUUCAUAUAACUUGUCAUCUGUCUUGAGUCAUUCAUGUAAAAAAGAUGUAUCAGGGGAAUCUUAUAAAACUGUCUUUUUGUGCGGUUAGGAUUAUAUUAACCUAGUAUAUAUGGACUCUACAUCUGCUUUCUCUGUUUGUUGUAUGGGUGAAAUUAUUGUUGCUUAGAUGGGACAUGUGUCUUAAAGCGAUAUAAUCAUAUGGACUUCUGUACAUUAAAGCUUUCUUUCAUAUUAUAUCCAUGAUACUGCAGAUCUCUAAGGGAA